AUGAUUCGUUGAUAUAAAUGCGCAUAUUUUUCGAUUAUGUGAUUAAGUCGUGCGCAAUUGACGCAGUUGUUUGUAGGAAUCUGUGAAUAGCACGUGUGUUGUGUGUCGUGAACUAUUUUAAAUAUAAAUCAAUUUAACAUGCCACAAGGCAAAUUAAAAGUUAAAACUAAACUCCCGCCAGCAGUUAAGACUAAAACAAACAAACAAAAAAAGGGACCUGCAAUACAACGUCGUGGAAAUGCACCUAUUCAACCUAAAAACGCAAAAGUUAAAGAAGCACAAAAAUUAAAAAAGAUAAUUUCGAAGACUGUGAAUAAUGCUAUAGAAGAUGAACUUAGAGAAAAGGCUUUGGAAGGAAAAAAAUCUCUCCGAGCAAAGGAUAAAAAAAUGAAACCAAAGACCUAAUCGUUACUUAUAUAGUAUGUACAUUUAAUGUAAUUUAUUAUCUAAACCUUAAUUGCAAAUUUAUUUGAUGCAAAUAAUGAAUUGAUUUAAUAUUUUAUUAUCAUGCUUUAAGUUGAGGUUCGAUAAAAAAAUUUGUGUAUGUACAAAAAUAGAUUAAUAUAAUUUAAAACUCUUAUUAUAAUAAUAGAUUGAUAAAAAUAACAAUGUAAUAUUAAUAAAUACCUAUAUUUUGAACAGUAAUUUAAAAAUA
Molecule: messenger RNA, 655 nt
Organism: Polistes canadensis
Lineage: Eukaryota; Metazoa; Arthropoda; Insecta; Hymenoptera; Vespidae
Exons: 2
Coding region: 139-405 (88 amino acids)
Source: RefSeq, a predicted model, not a curated record